Messenger RNA from Blumeria graminis f. sp. triticale, 1662 nucleotides. The record is from the annotation of a GenBank genome assembly. NCBI's taxonomy places the organism in Eukaryota, Fungi, Ascomycota, Leotiomycetes, Helotiales, Erysiphaceae.
AUGCCGCAGAAGCUCCCUGCGUCUCGUCCUGCAUCUCGUUCGUCAGCCGAUGCUCGAAGAUUAGCUCUACCACCCGUCCAGCUCCUAGAUGCGACAAAUCAGGUAGGAAUAUCAGAUGACACUCCACUCGAAAAAACACCUUCAAACAUAUCGCCUAUGGCAUCUCAACACUCUCAGGUACCAGCACGACACUUUGAACAGCGCCCGCUAAGCGCAUCACGCAAUUUAGGAGUACACUCUAUGCUAAACCCGACGAACCAAGAAGGAAGACAAAUUGUGGGUCACCGUCCGGUUGAAAAUACUAAUCAAAGCUCCCUAAAUACAGUACCAGGAAAUUCCCUUACCUCACGUCGACCAUUUUUAAGCCAUCAUCUAUCACUCAGUACUCUUCCACCUCCAGACGCUCAGGAUAGUAAUCACCUACGGACACCGUGUCAAAUUCCGACACCUAGAUCUCCCUCUCGAAGCGUAAGCACAGGUGUGAUGUCAACUACUAGCGGCAUCGACUCAAAACAAAGUUCAAUAACGGGAAGUAAUUCUCUCUAUCGUUCUCAGCCUAGCCUAUCGAAACCAUCGGAAAAUUUGUCUAUUUUUCCAGCUCCAGGCGCCUUACAGAAACCUCUAUCACAAUCAUACGAAUAUUCUCCCGCUACAUCGACCGCAUCGAUCUCACUUCAAGCUACAAAAAAGAUGAACUCCGGUGGUGUAAUCUCCUCAAAAGAUAGUCAGAUUUGCCAUAAAACUUCGGAAUUAAACCAUCAAAAAAGCGGCCAGUCAACAAGUUACAACAGUUACUACUUUUCAGGUUCUAACAUAGGGAACUUAGUACAACCAGCGGGGGGAAUGCAGAUGCAGGGACCGUCAGGAAAUACUGAAGGUCCGUAUAAUGCUCCGGUUGCUCAAUCCCAGGGUAGCCCCCUUGAUCCAGGUAGUGCAGGCAGCUCAAGGAAGACGUCGGCUUCCGAUCCCAUCAAAGUUCUCACAAUCACUACUACUCAAGGCUUGUACACUGUGCCUGUCGAUGUGCAUCAUGCAUCUCGGUUAGCUGACGAGAAACGCGCUCGUAAUGCAGGUGCCUCCGCGCGAUUCCGUCAACGCCGUAAAGAAAAGGAAAAGGAAGCUAAUUCAGCUAUCGAGAAGCUUCAAGCUCAAGUGAGGGACUUGGAGAGAAGCCUCAAGGAAGUACAGUCAGAAUGUGACUUCUAUCAUUCGGAAAGAGAUCGACUCCGCGAUAUCGUUUUCAGAAUACCCGAAAAAAGACACUUGACAAUGCAAGCCCCACCAAGUCCCAAUUCAGGUAGAGCUUUAAGCCUACUCGGUCAGAUAGGAAUGCGUAUUCCUCCUCCGCCUACAAGCUACCCAGAAGAAGUUCUUGAGCGAGCUUCCAGGAGACGACGGAGUCAUACCGACGGUAGUUUUACCGACGUUCCCCAAACUAUACCACCUAUCUCACCUACAGCUACUCUAACUUCUGGUCAUCAAGUCAUGGAAGGUUCUCAACCAUCACAACAGCUAGGGUCCCAAACUUCUUUUCCAGCUCAAGCUGACAGGAAUCUGCCGCAGAUGCCCAUUCCAGAAAAUAAUCCAGCCAGCUUAAACUUUGACCCAAGCACGCAAAAAACUCACCAACGAAAUUGGUCCGGAAACGCUGGAUCACGAUAA